CAGAGCUGAAGCUGCAGAGGACACCGUUACUGUCAGCAGGGUUUUUCUACAGAGGAAGAACAAAGUUUAGAGAGGAUGUGGAAAAGAGGGGAGCAGAAAGGGGACAGCAGCAACCUCAUCGCCAUGGAAACAAACCCGGAGAUCCACUACGGCAGCAUCACUGGGGAGGCGCCGCAUCAGGUGCAGGACCGGAACGUAUUCAGCAAUGGAACCACUCGAAUUGAUUUUGUCCUAGUGUGGGAGGAGCCUCGGGGGGCUAAUGAAGACAACUCAGGUGUGAGCUCCACCCACACGAAGUGGAGGGAGGAGUUUCUGAGCAGACUGAAACAAGCAGGCCUUCUGCAGGAGCAGAAAGAGGUCCACCAGGGAAAGAAACGGAUCUGCUUCAUCCUCCUCAGCGCUCCGUGGAGUGUCCUCUGUUACUAUGCUGAGGAGAUAAGUCUCAGAGUCCCACUGCAGGUGGUCACUGCUCCAAUCGCUAACUGGUCUGAACAUCUCCUGUCCAGCCUGUCCCUCCCAAACCCCCUCUGCCAGGAAGUCCCUAACCCACCACCUGACUACUACACCUGUCAGUUCAGAACCAACAAACUAGAGAGGUUCCUGGGAAGUGAGGACAAAGACACCUUCUUUAAGACCACCCAGAGACACCAGGUGCUGUAUGAGAUCCUUGCCAGAACUCCAUAUGGUUGUGUGAAGAAGGGGGAGGUGGGCAUCGACCGGCUGAUCAGUGAGCAGGUCUUCACUGCAGCAUACCCACUGCAUGAGGGGGAUUUCCAGCUGCCCAACCCACCAGUGCCCAAACACUCUUUAGGACUGAGACAAAUCCUCCAUCAAUACUGGUCCAAGUGGUCCUGCUGGAGACGCUACCAACCCCUGGACCACAUAAGGGAGUAUUUUGGAGAGAAGAUAGCUCUGUAUUUUGCAUGGAUUGGUUUCUAUACUGGCUGGCUGCUACCAGCGUCUCUGAUUGGGACUCUUAUAUUCCUGGUUGGUUUAUGGCUCGUUGCCACUGACAUCCCAGCGAAGGAAGUGUGUGAAAGCGGAGACACUUUCAUCAUGUGUCCUCUCUGUAACAUCUGCUCUGCCUGGAACUAUUCCAGCAUCUGCAACACCUAUAAGGCGGGUCUCCUGUUUGACAAUGGAGGAACAGUGUUUUUCAGCGUCUUUAUGUCUUUGUGGGCUGUCACCUUCCUGGAGUACUGGAAGAGAACAUGUGCCGCUCUAUCUCAUCGCUGGGACUGCUCUGAUUUCCAGGAUAUUGAGGAACGUCCCCGCCCAGAAUUCACUGCCAUGGCUCCGAUGACCAUGAGAAACCCGGUCACUGGUGCUGAGGAACCUUACUUUCCAGAGAAAAAACGGUUUAACAGAACUGUGACUGGAUGCAUGGUCAUUAUCAUCAUGGUUUCUGUGGUUUUGAUGUUUCUCAUUGCUAUUAUUAUUUACCGUACGAUACUCACUAUCAUCAUCUACAAGUCAGCUACAGCUGACAGCUUCUUCAGCUUCUCCGCUGGGAGGAUAGCCAGCCUCUCAGGAUCAGUCUUAAACCUGAUUGUUAUCCUCCUGUUGUCAAGAGUAUACAUCACGUUGGCGCACAUUCUCACACGUUGGGAGAUGCAUCGCACUCAAACCAAAUAUGAAGACAUGUUCAUCCUCAAAGUGUUCAUCUUCCAGUUUGUGAACUUCUACUCAUCUCCAGUUUACAUUGCUUUCUUCAAAGGCAGGUUUGUUGGUUACCCUGGAAACUACAACACUUUGUUUGGAGUUCGCAAUGAAGAUUGUGGAGUGGGUGGAUGUCUUAUUGAACUGGCUCAGGAACUACUGGUCAUCAUGGUGGGAAAACAGCUGAUCAACAACAUCCAGGAAUUUAUAUCCCCUAAGGUAAAGUCAUGGUGGCAAAAGAAGAAAAUGCAUCCUCGACUGAAAGAGAAGAAGGACAAAGCAUUAGAUGAAGUUCACACAGAAGAGGAACUUUCUCCUUGGGAGGCCGAUUACCAGCUGUUGGUCUGUGAGGGGCUUUUCAAUGAAUAUCUGGAGAUGGUGCUUCAGUUUGGUUUCAUCACCAUAUUUGUGGCAGCGUGUCCUCUCGCUCCACUAUUUGCUCUCAUAAACAACUGGGUGGAGAUCCGUUUGGACGCUCAGAAGUUUGUGACUGAGUACCGCCGCCCUGUGGUAGAGCGAGCCCAGGAUAUUGGGAUCUGGUUUCCCAUUCUGCAGUUCAUCACACACAUGGCUGUCCUCAGUAAUGCUUUUCUUAUUGCCUUCACUUCAUCCUUUGUGCCCCGGCUGUACUACCGCUACACCAGAGACAGCACACUCAGGGGCUAUGUUAAUUUUACUCUGGCAACUUCUCCACAGAACUACUCCCAUCAGUACCACAACACCUCCUGCAGGUAUCGGGGUUUCAGGGAUGAAAAAGGAGAACACCUUCCGGAGUACUUUCACCUUCUCGCAAUUCGGCUGAGCUUUGUCAUUAUCUUUGAGCAUUUAGUCUUCUUUAUUGGCCGACUGAUCGACAUGGUUGUUCCAGACAUCCCUGAAGAGGUUGAAAUGAAGAUUAAAAGAGAGCACUACAUGGCUAAAGAGGCCUUGGCAGAGAAUCAGUCUUUGGGGAGAACCAUGAUCCCGGGUGAUAAGGACGUGCUAUCAGGUGGGCUGCGUCAACGUGGACCCAGAGCCCCACAGCCACAGAGUGAUUCUCCACUCGUAGAACUGAAUGAGAUUUCAGAUGAAACAGAUCCAACAAACGACUGCUGAGUCCUACUGCAUUUGACCUGACUGCCAUGAGACAGAAUAUGAGACAGAACAGCAGUUCCUUCACGGAUCCUCUGGAUAUUUGCUAGACUAAUCUAAAAUAAUCCAUCUUUACAACAUGCUAGCACUUUUUACUUUUUUAAAGUUAAAAAGAACUUCUCCACUAUUGUCUAGUGAAACUCUCCACUACCAUAUACAUCUGGACUCAAAGACCUAUGAGAAGUUUGUUCAAUGGCCCUAAAUGCAGAUUUAUUCUUCGAAACUAGGUCGUCUGCGUGUCACAUUGAAUGCAG
Cyprinodon variegatus (sheepshead minnow) is the source of this 3044-nucleotide messenger RNA. RefSeq names its product anoctamin 7 (gene ano7). The record is from RefSeq and is a predicted model, not a curated record. The transcript is spliced from 24 exons. The coding region runs from base 76 to 2754 and encodes 892 amino acids. NCBI's taxonomy places the organism in Eukaryota, Metazoa, Chordata, Actinopteri, Cyprinodontiformes, Cyprinodontidae. Gene Ontology annotation, biological process: chloride transmembrane transport; calcium activated phospholipid scrambling. Gene Ontology annotation, molecular function: chloride channel activity; protein dimerization activity. Gene Ontology annotation, cellular component: plasma membrane.